AUGGAACGCUUCAGAAAGCCAUCAUCCAUGCAACUUACCAUUCCUCCAAGCUCGGUGGAGAGCUGCGUCACUUCUGUCCCUUUUGAAAGGGUACUGUAUGAACACCCCAAGAACAGCCUCAAACCCGUCUGCAGCAGUAUGGAUCAUCACCUUGCUCCGAAAGAAUCUUGGGCCAGCAAAAGCUCAUGUCUUACGGCUGCAAAGCCGAACGAUGACUAUCCUUGGGCCGACAUGGGGGUGUUGUUGGAAAGCGGAAAAGGUUCGCGUGCCGCGCUCCAGCUUUUCAUUCUUUUGCACCUUGAUGACUGCCCCCGUUGCGCCAGGCGGAAUCCACGAGCGGAGGAGAGCUCCAUACCAGCACAGCGAUGUCGCUCGGUGGCGUGUGCGUCAAUGUUCCCCACUAGAUUCUUGAGGGUUUUUAACGUCUGCCAGCUUCGCGGAAGGCCUAGCAAGUAUUCAUGGGUACUUGACAAGACGCAGUCUCAGUAUCCCGCAACCUAUGCAUACAUACCGAACAUCAAAGUUUGA
This is a messenger RNA of Neurospora tetrasperma FGSC 2508, 528 nucleotides long. RefSeq lists its product as uncharacterized. The coding region runs from base 1 to 528 and encodes 175 amino acids. Lineage: Eukaryota; Fungi; Ascomycota; Sordariomycetes; Sordariales; Sordariaceae. The transcript is spliced from 3 exons. The record is from RefSeq and is a predicted model, not a curated record.